AUGCGUCUAACUAUCGUCUUUGUGUUGAUCGCGGCAACCUUCCUCGCGGCCAGUGAUGCUACCGUGGUUGACCAACUCUUUUUGAGGACCAACCACGUCUACCGUACGACUACUGCUGCGGAUGUCGAAGAGAGAACUAUCCCUGACGAUGCCUUGAUGGCGUUGGUUAGCCGUUUUAACCUGGACUGGAAAGCAUUCAAG
Phytophthora nicotianae INRA-310 is the source of this 201-nucleotide messenger RNA. RefSeq lists its product as hypothetical. The record is from RefSeq and is a predicted model, not a curated record. The transcript has a single exon. NCBI's taxonomy places the organism in Eukaryota, Oomycota, Peronosporomycetes, Peronosporales, Peronosporaceae. The annotation marks the transcript as partial.